Leptopilina heterotoma is the source of this 1358-nucleotide messenger RNA. RefSeq names its product ubiquitin-conjugating enzyme E2 S. The transcript has 5 exons. The coding region runs from base 208 to 846 and encodes 212 amino acids. The record is from RefSeq and is a predicted model, not a curated record. NCBI's taxonomy places the organism in Eukaryota, Metazoa, Arthropoda, Insecta, Hymenoptera, Figitidae.
UCAAAAAAGUUAGUUUGGCUCUGUGUGUGAUGACGUUAUGUUGUCUAAUGUCGUCGUCGUUAAUUAUUGUUCCUUAUUUUAAUCAUUGUUUUCGACAAAUAUUUAAUCAGUUUAUAUUUAAUAGUGUUUAUUGCGCGGAAAAAACAUUGAAUUCAAGUUAAUAACGCGAGAAAUAUUAGUUAUUUAGGAAGGAAAAUAAAAAAAAACAUGGCGACAGCUUCAUCGAUUUCAAAUGUGGAGAAUUUAUCGCCACAAAUUAUAAGACGCGUUGCUAAGGAGGUGAAUGAAUUGGCGAAUGAACCUCCGGAAGGUAUACGAGUUAUUAUUAAUGAACAGGACAUAACUGACAUUCAAGCUGUGAUCGAAGGACCUGCCGGUACUCCGUACGCGGGUGGAUUUUUUAAAGUAAAAUUGGCACUGGGCAAAGAUUUUCCACAGGGACCACCGAAAGCCUUUUUUCUUACGAAAAUUUUCCAUCCAAAUGUUGCAAAAAAUGGUGAAAUCUGCGUGAAUACUUUAAAAAAGGAUUGGAAAUCCGAUCUCGGAAUUAAACACAUUCUCUUGACUGUAAAAUGUCUGCUAAUUUUUCCAAAUGCCGAAUCUGCGCUUAAUGAGGAAGCAGGUAAAUUACUAUUGGAAAGGUACGAUGAUUAUUCGGACAGAGCGAAAAUGAUGACGGAAAUUCACGCACAAGCAAUCAGAAAAGGCAAACUAGGCCUUGAGAAUGGACCACAAUUACUGGAAGUUGGCGGUCCACUUCCCAAGAAGCACGCCGGCGACAAGAAAUUAACCGCGGAAAAGAAGAAAAUGCUCAAGGACAAAAGAAGAACACUAAAAAGAUUAUAAAAAAAAAUUAAUUAAGCAAAAAAAAAACUAAUUUAAAAGAAAAAUUCGAAAAAAAAGAAAUUUUUAGUGUAAUUUUUUUCCAUUGUGUCGUUGUCGUCGUCUUCGUCGUCAGAAUUUGUCUUAUUUCGUGUGAAUGUGUGUUUAAAAAAAAAGUAUUUCCUCACAUUUGCACACAAUGUGUGUAGAAUUUGCAAACAAAAAAAAAAACUAUUUAAAAAACAAAGAGAGAUAAGAAAGAAAAAAGAAAAAAAAACAAGCUAAAAAAAACCUCGACUGAUCUUUUAUUUUGUUCUGUGUUUAAAAUAGAAGAAAAUUUGGUAUAAUCGUUUUUUCUUCUUUUUUUCUUUUGUAGUGUGUGAUAAGUUUUUUCUUCUUCUUUUUUUGUGAAAAAGUAAAGAAAAAAAAUUAAAAAAAGAACGUCCCGGGAUCGUUAAUCUACUAGUGAAUAUUUUUUCAUAUACAUGUGUACAGAAGAUUUAUCGUGUUUAUUAAAGGGCUACAUGAAAAAAAAA